This is a messenger RNA of Ilex paraguariensis (yerba mate), 306 nucleotides long. The record is from the annotation of a GenBank genome assembly. Lineage: Eukaryota; Viridiplantae; Streptophyta; Magnoliopsida; Aquifoliales; Aquifoliaceae.
AUGGCAGAUAAGGGAGCGAGUUCUGGGGAGGGAACAUCGAAGACCUGGCCCGUUUUCAAAGACAAGGGUGAGAGCUUGAUUCCGGCGAAGAAGAAGACGGUGAAGAAGAUGAUGGCUGAGUAUAUAGGCCAAUCUGCUGCUUCUGCUGUCAACAAUUUCUUGGACAAGAAAAAGAUCAAGCCUGGGUCCUUUGAUGUUGGCUAUAACUCUCGAAGCAAUUAUUGUCAUCGGGUGUCAGGGCGUCGUGCCGGUCCCGGCCCCAACUGCUCCACCGACGACACCAAUCCAACACAAAAACUGCUUUAA